AUGGCAUUGACAUAUGAAGCACGUCUGGCCAUAAUAGCCGGCGGAAUCGGCGGACUCGGUUCCUCAGUUGCCUCUCGUCUUCAUGCGCUUGGAGCGGCUGUGGUCCUUUUAUACGCUCCAUUUGAACGAGACCGUGUGAUCGACACGGUGAAGCGGGUGUUUGGUUCUGAGAAGCCCGAAAGGGUAUGGACGUUUGAAUGCGACAUUACCUCGGAGGCCUCUGUUAAAGAGGUCUUGGGCAAGGACGGAAAACUUGCCGAUCCUUUGGCGUUUAAGGCCUUCCCAAGUAUACUGAUCAACGCGGCGGGCUAUGUCUCGGUACAGCCCUUUGAAGAAACCUCGGCGGAAGAGGCGAUGAAGAAUAUUCUGCCGAAUCUUCUGGGCCCGUUCAAUUGCAGUAAUGCUUUCUUCCACCUCUAUCAAUCCAGAGCCGCCCAGAUCAAUGAAUCUCCGCCUCCCGGACGAAUCGUCAGCAUUGCAUCACAGGCUGCCCACGUCGCCCUCGAUGGCCACGGUGCCUACUGCGCCUCCAAGGCCGGUCUGUUGGGACUCACCCGCAGCAUGGCGUCGGAGUGGGCAUCCAAGGGUAUCACUGCCAACACCGUCUCGCCGACAGUGACGUGGACUCCGCUGGCGGCGAAAGCGUGGGCAGAUGAAGACAGGAAGGCGAAGCACUUGGCCCAGAUUCCCACGGGGAGGUUUGCGGUCCCCGAGGAGGUGGCUAGUGCUAUCGAGUUCCUUUGUCGAGACGAGAGUGGCAUGAUUAAUGGGGCGGAUGUCCGAAUCGAUGGCGGAUUUACGAUUCGAUAG
This is a messenger RNA of Cladophialophora psammophila CBS 110553, 810 nucleotides long. RefSeq lists its product as uncharacterized. Gene Ontology annotation, molecular function: oxidoreductase activity, acting on the CH-OH group of donors, NAD or NADP as acceptor. NCBI's taxonomy places the organism in Eukaryota, Fungi, Ascomycota, Eurotiomycetes, Chaetothyriales, Herpotrichiellaceae. Bases 1 to 810 code for a protein of 269 amino acids. The transcript has 2 exons. The record is from RefSeq and is a predicted model, not a curated record.